AUGCCAAGGAAACAUACCAUUGUGAGAGCCAACACCACUGGGGCUUUGGAAUUAAGGACUGAAUGCGACAAGAAUAACCCGUGCAAGGGCAACGCAUGCUGCUCCAAGUUUGGUCACUGCGGCCUUGGUCCAGAUUUUUGUGGCAAGGAUUGCGUUGCUGGCUGCGAUUCUAAGGGCGAGUGUGAUCCUGGUGGCUUUGGCUCCAAGUUCGCCAACCAUACCAAGUGCCCUCUCAACGUCUGCUGUUCCAAGCAUGGCUACUGCGGUACUACCAAGGAUUUCUGCGGAAAGAAGACGGUCAAUCGCCCAUCUUGCUCUGCCAAGGGUCCUAUGCACAGAGUGGUUGGCUACAUCGAAGGAUGGGCUUCUACCAGAUCCUGCGACAAAUACAGUCCUUCCGACAUCCCAGACGGCGUCUAUACCCAUAUCAAUUUCGCCUUUGCCAGCAUCGACCCCAAGACCUUCCAAAUCAUCCCCGCAUCUAGCAAAGACCCUCAACUAUACCGCGAAUUAGCCCGCAAGAAGAAGAUCGACCCCAAUUUGAAGAUCUUCAUCGCCAUUGGCGGUUGGGCCUUCAAUGACCCGGGUCCGACUGUUACAACCUUCUCUGACAUUGCUCGUUCUGACACAAACACAAGGGCUUUCAUCAAAUCGCUCAUCUCGUUCAUGUCCACUUAUGACUUUGAUGGUGUCGAUAUUGAUUGGGAGUAUCCUGCUGCUGAUGAUCGUGAAGGACGGGAGGAAGAUUUCGACAAUCUUCCCAAGUUCCUCAGCAAGAUCAAGAGUGCGUUGAAGCAAAGUGGUGGCCGUAGCGGUCUCAGUAUCGCUAUCCCUGCUUCAUACUGGUAUCUUCAGCACUUUGAUCUUGAGAACAUCUCAAAGUACGUUGACCACUUCAAUGUCAUGACGUAUGACUUCCAUGGUGCUUGGGAUACUCCCAAGUCAUGGCUUGGCAACCAUCUCAACUCUCAUACCAACUUGACUGAGAUCAAGGAUGCUUUUGACCUUCUCUGGCGCAACAAUGUGGACCCUGAUCAAGUCAACAUGGGACUCGCAUUCUAUGCACGCACCUUCACUGCUUCCAGCACCGGCUGUAUGUCUCCUGGUUGUCUCUUCGAUGCCGGUGGCCCUGCAGAGUCUUGUACCGAUGCUGUUGGUGUCAUGUCCAACCCUGAGAUCAUGCGCAAGCUCGGUGGCAAGAUUGGUUCGGGAGACCUGGACAAGACUGCCGCCAUCAAGACUCUCAAGUUUGGCAGUACAUGGUUGACCUAUGACGAUGUCGAUACCUGGAAGCUCAAGCUGGAUUUUGCUCGCAGUCAAUGUCUUGGAGGUGCCAUGGUCUGGGCUAUCAGCCAAGACACUUCGGAUGGCAAGUUCUCCAAGCAACUACAGGAGGCUACCGGCUACAAGUCCAAGGGCGUAUCAACAUUCAACAGAACUAUGUCUUUCGGUAGUGGCGUCUUUAUUGAAAUCGACGAAAGCGAAGCCAACAGCGAUGUUAGCGGUGAUCAAUGCAAGUGGACCAAUUGUCGAAAGAAGGGCAAGGGGUGCCCUAGAGAUUGGAGCGCGGUUGAAAACCAAUCUUCUGAAAAGCUGACGGACCUCAUGACCGAUGAUACUGGCUGUGAUGAUGAUGAAGAGCGAACAUUCUGUUGCCCGGCCGGAGUCACGCAUCCCACCUGCGAAUGGCAAUUCUACAAUAACGGACACUGUAUCCCUGGAUGUGGCCCAACGUCAGGAUUCGAAGUUGCCUCGUCCAAGAGAUCGUGCAGUAGCGGGUAUGCUCAAACCGCGUGCUGCAAGGGCAACACGAAAGGUCUGGAUGUCUACCGCCAAUACAAGUGGUAUGAGUUGGAGAUGGACUGCGCCAGAGAUGAGGGUGACAAGCCAUGUGGAUGGGACGUCACCUACGACUCACUCCUCGUUGAAAGCUGGGAUGGUAGUGGGGACCAGACCUGCUAUGAUAGAAAGGGUCACAGAGGAGAGAGACCCCUCUGCGAAAACACCAGAGACGAAGACAACCCCCACUUCAGCGAGUGCUACUGGUCUGACGACUACAACUUGGGUGUCAUCGAGACAGUCUCGACAGGGACCUGCCGUAGCAGCUGCCCAGGCGGCAAGGUCAAGGUGGCCCUGAACUCCAAGAAUAACAAGUGCGGGAAGGGCACAUCAGCCUAUUGUUGCGAUGUCACAGCGUCCUACGACGUCAGAGAUAUCGACUGGGACAACUUGGAAGACUUGAUCAAAGAAUGGGUCGAUAAUCCGACAUGUCCCAAUAUCAAAUUCUCUGACCUCGAAAAGGGCAAGCUCUCUUCGCGCUCCGUGGACGCCAUGGCCUUGGUUCCUGAUGAACACUUGUCUGAGCUGACCAAACGAGAAAGCCUUCAUAAAAUGUCUGCGGGAAUGACCAUGGUACUUAUAGUCCAACGAGUGAUGGAGGCUCAAAAGAACUCUCGCGCGACCAGGGAGUAUCGGGAGCUGCUGGACAGGAACUUGCCCAAGAAGUGGAAGCAUCUUGUUAGCAGCACCUUCGCGGGGACGUUUCUUUUCCUCCAAGACGCUGUCCCGACUUUGGAAGAAGCCUGGGUCUGGGUCUGCAGUGUUGAUCAAGAGGAGAAGUGGGAAGAAAUGCAUUUCAAGAUAAAUUUCGGAAAGCCAAAUUCGACCACGUGCUCCAUCCCAUCCCUCGACUUUUACGAUCCUUCGUCACUGGAAGAUCCACGCGACAAGCCAAGUGACGAUGAAAUCGAAAAGUUCUUUGGACCUGCGAAUCGUCCCAUUGGUCCUCUUGGCCCCAAUGGGAAAUUCAUAUGGCCAUUCAACGAGAUGCUAUGGUCAUCCGAAUGGACCAACAAUGGUCUUGACAAGAGAGCAUCUGGACACAGGCGUCCCUUCAAUCCUACGUGUAAUGAUGCUGCGAAGACUACUUGGUUAAUGAAGUCAGAGCCAUACCCCAGUGGAGAUAAUGGAGAUUUCUUCGAAAAGAAAACCGGUGAUAAGAAAAGGUAUUGGGUUGACAACAUCGGAGGUGAUUGUUACAAUGCCAUGGUGAGGCAUGACGGCGCCCCUACACCGGAUCCCCUCCCUGUAGAAUGGAUUUCUGAACAUCUCAUCGAGCUCCAGACUGUCCCUAUGUUUAUGGAAUACACAAUGGGCGUCCGACACAAAAAGCACGGCAAGAACAGCCGUUCUGGAAUCCCCAGAGAAAUACCGCACAAUGCAGGGCCGCAUAUACCUUGUGGCGUUUGGGUCAAUGAAUUCCAGCAUGGUUUUUUCGCGUGGAACAACAGACAUAAGGACACUCCACAAACGGCUUUCUUCAAACUGCUGGGUUCAAGUUCUAACGCCAAGCACAUGGUUAACUGCGAGAAGAAGCUCAACAGCUUGAAGGGCACGCUUUGGGACUUCAAUGAGCCCGUCGGCAAGGAUAACUGGAGAGAUAACUAUUCUGCCAUGGACGACGAUACUGUCAGACAUGCCUUGGAACAGUUGAUGAUGGUUGAACAAAUCUUUCCUUAUCUUAGAAAGGAUGACAUAAACGCCAAGCUCAAGACCGCCAACAAAGAAGUGGUAGAUUUGCUGGACGAAUUUGACGACCUUUACCGGACCCAACAUAACGCUAACCCUUUGGGUCUCUCAACCAUGUGGAAAAAAUUCAUGUCUGAGCUACUGACCAAUCUUCAAGACUUCACCAAAGAUUGGUUGGAGCUCCGGAUCGGCACCCUCAAGGAUAACAUAGAAGCUGAGAUCGUAAUAAGGUUGGCGCAUCUUAUGACUCAGGUGGGUCAGCCAGGUCAUUUGGCCGCUCUCAUUUCCCAUAACACAAUGAUGGAAUUAAGGAACUCGGUCGUCAAUCAUGAGAGAGGUUACGCUGGUAACGUUGAACAAUUCCAGCCCAGCAUUUUUACAGAAUAA
This is a messenger RNA of Fusarium poae, 3915 nucleotides long. RefSeq lists its product as uncharacterized. The transcript is spliced from 8 exons. The coding region runs from base 1 to 3915 and encodes 1304 amino acids. The record is from RefSeq and is a predicted model, not a curated record. Gene Ontology annotation, biological process: carbohydrate metabolic process. NCBI's taxonomy places the organism in Eukaryota, Fungi, Ascomycota, Sordariomycetes, Hypocreales, Nectriaceae. Gene Ontology annotation, molecular function: chitin binding; hydrolase activity, hydrolyzing O-glycosyl compounds.